Messenger RNA from Sparassis crispa, 6153 nucleotides. RefSeq lists its product with no specific name. NCBI's taxonomy places the organism in Eukaryota, Fungi, Basidiomycota, Agaricomycetes, Polyporales, Sparassidaceae. Gene Ontology annotation, cellular component: nuclear pore inner ring. Gene Ontology annotation, molecular function: structural constituent of nuclear pore. The record is from RefSeq and is a predicted model, not a curated record. Gene Ontology annotation, biological process: protein import into nucleus; RNA export from nucleus. Bases 1 to 6153 code for a protein of 2050 amino acids. The transcript has 4 exons.
AUGUCCGCAGGCGAAUCUUCAAAACGUUCGAAUCUCAUCGAUGUAUCAUACCAACAACUUCAUUCACUACUCUCCGGGCGCCUCGAGGGCCUAACGCUCGAGCAGCUCGAGGACAUUGUCAAGCCCCGCGUCGAGCAGCUCCGCAACGUCGAACAACCGUUCGGAAAACCUUCGGACGCGUCAAAAAAGAAAGUAGACUCGGGUUCCGUCGUCCUCCGCGACGGUGUCAUUAUCCGCGUCGAGGAGGCCGACAAGGCCUUCAUUUUUGCCCUUAGCGCUGCCUUCGACAUCGACCAAGUCGAAGCUCUUGUCCUCCUCCGCUCCUUCCUCUACAACGAGGGCCUACCCAAGAGCGUGGACUCUGCCACAAACAUCGUCGACGAGCUCGUCGACGCCAUCACCCCCUUCUACUACUCUGAGCGCCUCUUCGUCCUCCGUGCCUUCAUCCCCCUGUUUCGUGCCAAUGAGAACGCAGCAGAUCCCGUUCACGCCGUCGCCCGAAAAAUGCUCCCGGCUAUCCUCCCCGACGGCAAGGUGUUCGCGAAGACCCUUCUCGGGGAGUACGUCCGUAAGACAUCUGCCGCACCUCCCUCUCGCGUGGGGCCAGAUGACGCGCGACAGAUUGCGGCGUGGGCGAAACAGAACGUGCGGGAGCAGCUCGGCGCACUUGAAGCACUUUUCUGGACGAUGUGGAGCUACGUGCCGUGUGAUCCUACGCUCGUCGUCGCCAUCUACGAGGCCGCGUAUUCGACCCAGCUCGGGUCAGUGCAGAAGAACUCGAUGUGGCUGCUCGACAGUGAGGCGACGCAGGUGCAACAGGACGUCGCGGCGCUGUGGAUUCUGAUUACUAUUGAGGUGCUCGAGCUCGAGCGCGCGGCAGAGCCCGCUGGGAUCGUGCUGGCUGACGACUCCGCAGAUACAGAGAUAUACUGGGUGUCGCCGGACGCGCUCGAGCGAAUACACGAGCUCGUGACGUCGCACGGCGACAGCCUUUACGCGUGUACAUACAUGGCCUGGACGUUCGUACUCUCGCGAAUCACGAAGGCGAUGGUGGAGAUGAAGGAGAAGCUUCCAGCGGCGUUCAUGAACUUUGCGCAGCCUCUGUGUUCAGGUCGCGAGCGGAUGCACACGAUCAUGGCCAGGACGUGUUUAGACCCUGACGCCGGCCUCUUCAAGCUGAUGCUGACCAUGCUGACGAACUCGCCGCUGUUCGUCACCGCCAUGGCGUGGCGCACUGGCUCGACACUCACCGAUCCCAAUGCUGUGGCAUAUCGUUCCGUCCUCAAAGGUCUCGUAAUCGCGAUUGUGGAGCUUAUGCCUGUCGAGCUCGUCCCGGGGUUCGACGAGUUUGUGGACGUGUGGAUUGCGCUCUUUGGGCGAAGCGAAAGCCUCUCCGUCUCGGGAAUCUGCCGUCAAUUUUGGCUGGCUGACUGGACGCAGGGCAUCGCACGGCGGGCCAUCCUCGAUGUUGCACGUUCAAGGUUCCCCGUACAGCCCCGCCCACUCGUCAGGCUCCUGCGUGCGAUGACAGCAACGGGUUUCCUGGAUACCGACCCCCUUUCGACGGCAGACCAUGCAAACGAGGGCGAACUGCUCGACCCUGACCGCGAACUGUGCGCGCGCCACGUAUUCUACUUCAUGGAUGCGCUCCCGACAUACACGCAGGUCGUUCCCCUCAGCGCAUGCACAGGCGCCCAUGCCCUAUACGAGAAGCUACCGGACCGCUACGGCGGGACGCCCACAUCGCCCGGACUUGCCUAUGUCAACCUGCGUCCGCUCAAGCUGCCCGGAGGCAGCGUCCUCCCGCUGAAGACCAUCGGACGCCUACUGAGUGGCGACGGAGGUGAAUUUAUCGUGGUCGCGUGGCAGCACGAGCACUGCGGGUGGAAGACGCUGCUCGAGAUCCUGACGGACUACGUGAACCGCCGACGGGCUCAGUCCGGUGCGGGGGCGGGGUACCAGGACCUCUCGUUCGCGCCACGCUCCAGCGCACACCAGCCGCUUGUGCUGCGGCUGGAGGACAUUGGCGUGGAGAUGGACCGCGUAGGCGAUGAGGACCUCAUCAUGGACGUGCUCGACCUCAUCCGCAGUGUCGUGCAGGACAACCCGAGGCUCGCGGAGCUUCUCCUGCGGUCGCUCGAGACGGGCGCUCCCGUCGUCUCACACACGAUGGUGGAGGCGCAGCCGCCCGAUCUCGUGCAACUGACGACGACGAUCCUGGAGGAUGCGCUGUUGCGCUCGUCGGGAUCCAAGAGCGCUCCCCGCUCCCCCCUGAUUACCUCCGCCAUGAGUGUCCUCUCUGCCCUACUCGCACUGCCGAAAUAUUCAACCCGCGUCUGGCUGUACGUGCGAUCCACCUCGUCACUCUUUGGGUCCGAUCGGGACGUCGGCGUCGCAUCUGCUGUGCUUGCUGCUGAGAGACUGACGGGCCACUAUACGAUGACGCUCGCGCUCCUCUACCUUGUCCAACAAUUAUUCAGUGAAGCAUCGGCGUCCGUACUUUUUGUUGCCAAAGAGUCUCCGAAACUGCAGCAGAUCAAAGAGGAGGUACUUUUGCGUGCCGCGCGGUUCGUACAUGCGGAGGUCUGGGUUGAGCAUAUGGGGUGGAAGUACGCACAACUGGGCGACCGCUUCGAGAUCGGGCGGCGCGUGACGGCAUUCUACGCGGAAGUAUUCAAGCACUCGCCUCCCGUGCUGAAGAAUGCACCUUUUUCGGCGCUCAGCAGCGCCAUCGCGGACGCGUUCGUCUUCAAGGCGACGACGUCGACCGUCACGCCGCUCGUGUCGUCUCUCACUACCGCGGGGCAGGUAUUGGGCAUGCUCUACGCGUCCCGCAGAUACGGCGAUGCGCGCCGGCUGAUAUAUCUCCUGGAGUCGCAUUUGUUCUUCACCCGCACCUUGCUUUAUUUUAAGCAGAAUUCGGCGUUCGCUGCGGAGCCGUGUCUGCUGGAGCAGGCGCUCCGCACUCGCGUCGGUGGCAGCAUCGCGUCGUUCGACGGAGGCCCCUCGAAGGUCGAUCCUGUGGAUGCGUUGGCCGGGUACGUCAAGGAGCGUGGCAUGGGCUCGAUUGUCCCUGUGGAGGCGAUGAAGGUGCUGUUCUCCUUGUGCUCUUCUCUGUCGUUAUCCCAAGGAGCCUCGCCGACGAUCAUCGGCCAUCUGUCAGAUCCCGAGGCAACCGUGCUCUCGCUGGUGCGUAUCAUUCAGCACCCCUAUGACGAUGCGCUGCUGCGCAACGCGGUGUGGAACUUCAUUACGCUCGCCAUCGAUAAGGAGCCCGCAUUAGCGAGGCUCUUCGUCACGGGGCAGUUCCGGGCACCGAACUCCAAGUCGGCCGCGGAUAGUGUGGACGUAACAGGGAAGGGGAAAGAAAGGGAGAAGCCCGAGACCCAUAACAUACCACAAACGAUUAGUGCGGUCAGUAUCGCGUGCGAUAUGCUGGAGCAUUGGCAGCAGCUCUGGGAGCUCAAUCCACAACUGCUAGCAUCGCUGCUGCGAUUUUUGGACGUCGUGUGGCAGCACGGCCACGAGCACAAGGCGGUGCUGGACAAAAUUCGCGAGAGCUCAGAGUUCUUCACGCAGCUUGCUGAGAUCGCCGCUCGAGAGCUCGGACCGCAUCCGGACUACAGGACAGAGCGCCUUGUGGAGAUGGAUGGCCUGCAGCGUUCACACCUUCACGAGGCCGUCUCGUCUCACGCCUAUCGUACUGCUCUCAAGUCCCACGCCAUGCACAUCAUCGCAGUUGACAUUCAGAUGCACUGGCUGGUACAUGGUAAUAAGCCGUCCGACAAACCGAAGAGUUAUACCGCGAUCGAGAGCGUUCUCAAGGAUGAGGAUCAGCUCACCGAGUUGACUUAUGAGGCCGUGGCGAGUACGUAUGACCCGACUGUGCACGACGACUUUGCGGAGCUCGCCAACAAGAAUUUCCCUUCGCUCAAAAUGGAACAAAUGCAGUUGCAGGAACCGCUGGUGGAUCGCGAAUACGGGGACCACUUUGCGUUCUCAACGACCCUUCUACAGUUCCGGCUACAGCCGUUUAACCUCGCUGACGGUGUGCUCUUGGAGGCGGUGAAACGGCUGACCUCCAUCAAUCUCACGUUGUCUCUGACGCAGGCUCAGACUGCUCUGACGGAAUCGUGGCAGUAUCUACUCUUACAGGCUGUGACAUAUCUUCGUGGAGAUGCACCAGUACGUACAACACUGCUGUCCCUCGCCGCUUCCAUCUCCCGUGAUUUGUCUAUGGAGAAGCGUUCGGGAGAUCUGAUGUCAACUAUUCACUGGGCGCGGCUGUCGCUGCUGCUCGCUUUGCUUGAGGUCGCUUGGUUCUCGACGUCGGAUACAAAGGAAGAGGUUGAACACUUCGUAUCUCUGGUGGACCAUGUGCGAGGAAUUAUCCUCAGUCCCUCACAUCCACCUGCAAUGUCGUUCCUUGGGCAGUUGACUAUUCCCUUUCACCGGCCAUUGUUACAGAUAAUCUACUUCUGUGCACGACAUAGCAGAAGCCUUGCGCUGCGCGAAAAGGCCCUCAAUUCUCAGCAGCGUCUGCGCAUGGUUGCAAUGCUCGAGUCGACGUUGACGUUUGUGAUCGACAGUCUGCGCCUGGCCUUCGACUCUGCGCGUGCUCGAUUAGAUGUCGAUCUGGACCAAGACCUCGAGCUGCUGGUGGCAGUCUUCGAGCAGUGUACGCGCUCAGAGCUCACCGUGCCUUCGACACUCUGGCUCACGCGGUGUCAAGAAACGGACGUAGUUGGAGCCAGUCUCCAGCUGCUCAGCAACAUGGACCUUGUGGGUUUGUCAGACAUUGGUUUGCUUCGUGCCCGGAAGCAGCCACUAUACGCAUCUCAUGUCUUGGCGUUCCACAUGGCGUUGGCCCGGAUACCCUCUGCUGCGGAGAGACUGGCGAGCGAAGGUGUACUCACAGCGUACAGUGAGAACCGGAUAAGUGCUGCCAUCAGAGCUGGAAUGGUCGACGUCACCCUACCGGAGCUUCCUGGCGAGAGAAGCCCCGCACAUACCGCGUACUGCUCGAUGGUGGCGGUCGUUGCAGGCGUGAUCACUUCCCUAGGACGCCACGGCCAGUACUUCGAUGCCGAGGCCUGCGGGCUCAUCCAGCUGUUCGGCGAGCAGAUUCACCGCGCACUCUCGUGGACCAUCGGAGACCCGCUCACACUACCGCUGCUGGAGGAGAUCGAGCAAGUGGUGAACCUCUUCUCCGCACUCGCACAGAACACUGCCGGCGCGGGUGCGAGCGAGGCGGUGGAGCGUGUGCUGGGAUCGUUCGUGUCGGACGCGCAGCUCCUACUGCAGCAGCUCAACUACGCGUUGACGCACCCGAACCAUCUUGCCAGCCUGUUUGAGUCGGUCACAGCGGACGAGAAGGCGCGGUUCGAGGCGGACCGCGGGAACGCGUCGGUGAACUCCCCCGCCGAGGCACUCAACCCGCUGACACGCCCGUUCCUCGCGCGGCUCGUAUACCGGCUGUUCCGCCUAGCGGGCGGGGUGCUCUCCGCACUCGUUGCCAUCAGCGGCGCCGAGACGGUGCUCACGGGCGAGCGGGAGGACUGGCCGAUACAUGGGGUGCUGAUUGUUCCGCACUCGAAGGUUAUCCUCGGAGAUCCUGCAUCGUUGGGUACGCUAGUCGAGCUGGGCAACUGUGCUCUAGACGUGCUGCGGCACCUCGUGGACCGGCCAGGUGCGCAGGCAUUGACGCCAGCCGCAGGGGCGUCGUCCGGGGGGAAGGCGCUGGACGUGCGGGAUGCGGCGCUCGCGACGCGGCGCGCGCUCGAGGGUGCAGUCCUGUAUGGGGUAACGCAACUAGCGCUGUGGCUCGCGAAGCCUGAGUUCGACCUGCCACCGCGGCCGGCGGGGGAGCAGGAGGUGGAGGACGUGCCGAUGCAGAUGCUCAUGGAUGCGUCACUGUCGUCGUCACUGGGGUCGGAGGCGAAGGAGCGGCGGGCUCGGCGGCGGUCAUCGCUGACGCUCGAGGAGCGGCUGCGGCGUGUGAUGACGGGGGAGAUGGCGGCGGAGGUGCUGGCGCUGCUGGGAAAGGCGAAGGGCGUUAUCGCGAAGAGCGUGGGGGUCGUGGGGAGCGAGGAUGUGGAUCUGACGGAUAUACUCAUACGGUUUGUCCAUGAGCGGAUCGCGGCGCCGCCGUAA